This is a messenger RNA of Astyanax mexicanus (Mexican tetra), 2888 nucleotides long. Its product is annotated as P2Y purinoceptor 3. Gene Ontology annotation, cellular component: membrane. The coding region runs from base 375 to 1640 and encodes 421 amino acids. The transcript is spliced from 2 exons. The record is from RefSeq and is a predicted model, not a curated record. Gene Ontology annotation, biological process: G protein-coupled receptor signaling pathway. NCBI's taxonomy places the organism in Eukaryota, Metazoa, Chordata, Actinopteri, Characiformes, Acestrorhamphidae. Gene Ontology annotation, molecular function: oxysterol binding; G protein-coupled receptor activity.
AAGGUGAGGGGAGUCCGUGAAGAAGGGAGGGAUGGAUAGAAUGAUCUUCAAUAGGCAGGACAAACUGCAGAGGUGAAGUGAAACAAUAGUGGGAAGUCUUCUUUUUCUUUUUUUUCUGUUUAUAUGCUUUAUUAUCAUCUGAACUGAUGAUCAGAUGUUUUGAUACCUGCACAUUUCUCUGUGGGAUUCUUCCUUAAAGCUGAAAGUCAAGGCUGACCUCCAGAUUGACAUAUCACGAAGACAGAUCAAUGGAUAUUUACAGAUGUCCUAAGGUUUUCUACUGAAUCAGUUCAGGAUUUGGACCUUUUAGGAAUGCACAAUGUGAGGAUGAGACAGCCGCACUUUCUCCACAAGAGAUUCAGAAGCUGCCAGAAAUGGUGACGGGCGUUCCCACAGUCCUGUCCGAAGAAGGGCAAGGAGGUGAUGGCAAUCUCCUUCUCUCCUCAAACUCUUCUAUUACAGCCUCUUGCCAUAUUGACGAGUCGUACAAGUACAUCUUCCUCCCUAUUUGUUACUCCUUCACGUUUGUCUUCAGCAUCACCCUGAACUCUGUGGUGCUUUAUCGCUCCUUUAGCCGUACCAAGCACUGGAACGCGUCACUAAUCUACAUGGUGAACUUGGCCACCACUGACUUCAUGUAUGGCUUGUCACUGCCUUUCCUUGUGGCCAGCUAUGUCAUGCGGGACAACUGGGUGUUUGGAGACUUCAUGUGUCGCCUGGUGCGCUUCCUCUUCUACUUUAAUCUGUACUGCAGCAUCUUCUUCCUCACCUGCAUCUCUGUCCAUCGCUAUCUGGGCAUCUGUCACCCCAUGAAAACCAUCACCCUGGAGACCAAAAGAGCUGUCAAGGGCAUUUGUGUUCUAGUGUGGGUUGCUGUCUUUGCUCUAACUUGCCCAAUUUUCAGAUUUGCACAGACAGAAUAUCUGCCCCGCCAGAAGAACGGUGCUGCCUCUCAGGCAGGUGAAAUUCACAACAACACUACAAACCCUAGUGUGGAUGGGUUCCAAAACUGCUGGGACGAUGCCAUUGAUAAGGAGUUCCAGGUCUAUGUUCCCUAUGGGAUAACUCUCCAUCUCUUGGGUUUCUUUCUGCCAUUUAGCAUCAUCGCCUGGUGUUACUCUCGUGUGGUUAUGGCAAUAUUUCGAACACUGCACUCCCAACCUCCUGCUAAUGGGUCUGGGACAAAACGUGAAAGCACCUUAGGGGCAGAAGGCAUGUCAAUCAUUCUAGGGGCUGCCUCCCCUUACGUAAACAGGCGCCGCAAGUCCAUUAAAACCAUCAUAACCAUCACACUCCUCUUUGCUCUUUGCUUCUUCCCCUUUCACGUGACCCGAACCAUAUUCUUGGUGCUCAAAGUGACCAGCAGGGUGCACUGCCAUACAAUGCAAAUGGUGUCCAUUUGUUACAAAAUCACUCGGCCACUCGCCUCCUUCAAUGCCUGGCUCAAUGCUCUGCUCUAUUUCCUCACCAAAGAAAAGAGCGGGCCAUGCUGCCACAAGCCACAACCCAGCCAACAUGGCCUCCUCUGGCCUCUGAGGAUUUUGGAUAAAGGAGGAAAUGAGGAGGAUCAAGCUGAAGAGGCAGGAAACCAUGACGAUAAAAAACUCAAGGAAAAAAACAUGUUUAGAGAUGUACCUUGAAAUUAAAAACAAAGAAUAUUAAAAAAGAUGUGAGCACUAUAAGUCGACCUGUUGUACAGUCAUGCAUUUGCAUAUGGAUGUGUAAAUGUGAAACUGCCAGAUCUCCAGCUCUAAUAUGAGAACUGGUUGUGAAUUAUGAACUAUUGCUGCAUUCACAUGCUAAUGAGAAGAUUCUAAUUCCCACCUGAAGCAGGAGUGUAGUUGGAAUUACGAACACCUCAUUUAUAAGAGCUUUAAUAUAUAAUAUUAUAAAUUUCUAUAAGGAAAUGUUGGUAAAGUUUUUAAUUUCUAUCUAUUCUUCUGAUAGCAUGUGAAUGCAGCAUAACCACUUGAAUCCCAGACUCAGUAUCAUUAGUAGUCCAUAUAUAUAGUGAAAUUAAGUAAAUCAAAUAAAAAUUAUUUAGUAUUUAUAAUAAAUAGUGAGUAAUGAUAGAAAUUUGCCACUGUAUUGAAUUUUAGGAGGAACUAACACUAUUACAUAAUAUAAAUAUAUAUUAUUAAUUAAUUAAUAUAUUGCAAAUUACCUGUUUGUGUAAUCUUUAUCCAUUUACCUCAGUAUAAUGAUAACACAAUAAGCUGCUAUGACAUGAAGUGUAUCAGAUUACUGAAGGACAUGGUUUUUGACAUACCUCACAGUGAACUGGAGCGUUGUGUUCCAUAUAAAAAAUUGUUGAUGGUGAAUGAUUAAACUGUAAAUGAACUACAUCACCAUUGUACAUUGAGUUCCUGGAAAGACAGCCCACAUUCAUUAUCUUCAAACUGCUGUUUCUCUGUCUUCAAUGUGAGAGUUGAGAAUUGAUGUAUAGGUGUAAAAUACUAGAAUAAACACUUGUUAUUAUUACAUCUAAGGAUUAAAAGAGACCGUAGGAGAAAGGGAUUAAUGUCAGGGUUAGUGAUAUUUUGUCAAAGUCCAUUAAGUGUGCCUCAUGUGGGAGUGAGUCAGGGGGAUUCACAAUUGGUUAUGUAUUAGGUGAUGUUAAUUAUUACUUUUUUUAAAGGUUAAGUUACUGUUUGGAAUGCACAUGUUUUCCAAUAUAAGUGCAAUGUGUACAAUUUCACAUAGCAUAAACUUGCCUAAUCUUAGUUUAGCAUCUAACAUGCUAGCAAAAUGUUACUGAAUGCCUCUCAUUUUAGUCUAUCAUAUUUCUCUCCUGCCAGUCAGUUAACAUCUCUUUCAAGACGCUGCUGUGCAUCUGGACUAUUGUUCACAACCAACUUACAAUAAAAAACUUUUCUCACUUAUAAUAA